Molecule: messenger RNA, 2069 nt
Organism: Brienomyrus brachyistius
Lineage: Eukaryota; Metazoa; Chordata; Actinopteri; Osteoglossiformes; Mormyridae
Gene: ppp1r15a
Product: protein phosphatase 1, regulatory subunit 15A
Exons: 3
Coding region: 254-1402 (382 amino acids)
Biological process (GO): response to endoplasmic reticulum stress
Cellular component (GO): endoplasmic reticulum; protein phosphatase type 1 complex
Molecular function (GO): protein phosphatase regulator activity
Source: RefSeq, a predicted model, not a curated record
GAAAGCCCAACGUGCCGUGUGCAGAUCCGCCGAUUAAGAAGAAGAGAAUAGCACUUGUUUGUUUCGUGACUCGUUUAUUUCGCUGUUUUCCGCCAAGAAAAUGGGUUAUUCUUUUAGAAAACCAAGUGCAGACGUUUUUCCUCUGACAAGGUUACGGUUUGGUGCCGAAAAGGAAAGUAUUUUCAACCGAAGGUCACCUAAUCUUCGCUGGAGUGAUUUUCAGGCGACUGGCUGAGAUACGGAAUCAAAAAGGAUGUGUGUGGAUAUGGCCCCCUUUCACUCCCAAUAUCCAUCGCCCCAUAUGUUCUCCGUGGCACGUGACAUGCGGGGGGUCAGUAUGAGUGAACGGCCUACACCAUUGUCUACCAUCGUCCUGCCAAGGAUGCCCCGUCCGAAAAAAGGCCUGGAAGCCGACUGGCCGGCGCGGAUGAGAAUGUUCCAGGUGUUUCACAAGGCCUUCCGCCACCUGAGGGCCGCGCUAUUCAAAAUCAUGAGUCGCUGCAUAGCUGCGGUGAAGGCCCUGCGGCCUGAGGCGUACCCACUGCCGAUCAUUAUGGACGCUGUGACGGAUGCUCCCAUAGAUACGGCUACUCUGGGAUUUGGAGUCCUUGAAGAUCACAUGGAGGAGUGUUGGGUGCAAGACCAGGGGUCCACUAUCCAUGGCUGGAUGUGGACCCCUCAGCUGGCUGGGCAGGGGGGCAGUAUGGUGUAUGCGCUGGAUGAGAAGACUUUGGGGGAAGAUGAGUGUGUGAGUUCCUCAGAUGAGGCUGCCUUCCCUGAGGGGUAUGAAGGAAGUGAGCAGGAUGUUGACCUGUCUGAGUGGCUGGAAUGGGACUCCUGUGAAGUCUCUUCUGAUGGGAGGAAUUUCCUGUUUGAGGAGGCCCAUGAAGCUGAUCCUGGGAAAUCCAGUGUGUCCUCGGAGGGGCCGGGCUGGGACAGUGAUUCAAGCUGGUCUGAUGACGACGAUGAUGAUGACGACAACAACUCUGAGAAUGCUCAGCUCUGGGAAUCCUUCUUCCGCACUGAUGACCCAUACAGUCUGCUCAGUUUCUCUUCUGUGGUAAAGUCUCAGGCCACUUGUCCGCCAGAGGGUUGCACUCCAAAAGUCAGAGGGAUGCAGGUGGAAGUUCUCAGUGAUGAAGAGGAAGAGCGGCGCCCUCUGCAGGAGGAGAUGCCCACUACGGGUCACAAGAAGGUGAGAUUCAGCGAGAAGGUAGAAGUGCGCCCUCUUGUGGCCUGGGCGUUUGCCAGCCGUGUUUCCCGUGAUGGAUCCUGCUGGCUGCAGAUGGCCAGAGACAGAGACCGGUUCCGGAGGAGGGUGGAGGCAGCCAGUGAUGUCAUUGGGCCUGUCCUGCUCCCCCAGCACAGAGCAGCAGUUUGGGAGAGGCUACAGAUGGUGUGAUAAGGAAUAAAGCUUGAAGUGGCAGGACACACAUCGCAACACACCUGUACAAAUACAGUAACAUCAUUAUCACAAUGUAUGGCGGCAUGCAAAAAUUUGGGCACUCCUGAGCAAAGUUUUAAUGUGGAGCUAAGCAAGUAAAACAUGACAUGAUUUCCAAAAGGCAUAACGUUAGUCAGCAUAUCUUAAAUAUUUAAAGCAAGAUUACUUUUUAAUUUUGUUUACUUUUGGUUCUGCUUCAAGACAACCAAAGCAAAAUGGCCUGAAGUGACACUUUGUGUUACUUGGUUCCAGAAUGCAUCAUGCUUUCUUGGAUAUUCACUUGCUAACAUCGGACGCUGAAUUUUGUGGUGAGGUAGCAAGAAAAGAUAUCUUUUGAUGACACUUCCAAGAAGCUGUCGCUGCACGUUAGAAGUGUGCCACCACUCCUGUGUAAUUCUCAGUAUUUAUAACGCUUUGAUUUGCAUCGCCCUCCUUUCAGGGCUUUGAGCAUAGGCUUAUUAAGGUCUGAGACCUUAGUGAAAGUUUUGAGAGCUGAAAUUUCUUGGGGUGCCCAAACUUUUGCAUACCUCCUGUAUUGCUUUCUUACACUACUAAGAUAGUAUCUGUUAGUUGUGAUUUAUUUUUUUUAUUAUACCUUUUCUGAAAUAAAGGCCCAGUUGAUGUA